AUGCCUUAUCCAUUUGUGCUUCCUACAACCUCCUCAUUUUCAUUCUCGUUCUGUUUCAACUGCGAAUCCCAUCCCUCGCUGCCCCUCAACGCCAGCACCCGCCGCGGCGUCGUUCGCGAAGACCUCAAAGCCUUCAAGCGCACCCCGCGCGAACACCAAGCCGCAAAGCUCCCGACCGUCGUCUCCAGUCUUACAGCCUAUCUACCCUACCUCUUCGCCAUCGAUGCGGGUCUAAGCCAACAAGCCGUCAACGGCGAGGAGAUCGCCGUGAUCCUCAAGACCGCGCCCACAAUCGAAUGGCGGCCUACGCUAUCUGACACCGCCGCCGUCGCCGUCCCCGGCAAAGAGCCCGCCCGCGUCAAGGUGCACUCGCUCGAGUACGAAGUCUUCUUCGCGCUCUCCUGCCUCGCCUACGCGCACACACUGCAGGCCCGCAUCGCACUGCAUCCGCUCUACGUGCUUUCCACCGCGCCCGUCGGCACGCAGCAGCGCCAAGUGGCCGUCAGCGCCGCGACCAAGUCCCUGCUCGAUGCGGCCUCCAUCUACGACUACCUCGCGCUCCGGGCCGAAGGACUCACCAGCGGCUACGGCAUGGCCCCGCCCUGCGCCGACAUCUCGCCUGCCGCGCUGCGAGCGCAGUGUUCGCUUGCUAUGGCCGAGGCAACCUUACUGGCCGUGCUGAAGGACGAUCCGUACCCGGCCGUGGUUGCGCAAGACAGAAAUAAGAACGACACCGAGUGGAUGUACAAGGCGCCGGAUAUUCCCAAGGUCAGGGCCCAUCUGUUUGCAAGGCUGUGUCUGGCGGCGAGCGAGCAUGCUGCGCAGGCUUACUCUCUCUGUGCGGGAUUGGGGAGAGCGGGCGGCGGAGGCAAGGUAAACGAGAACUUUCUAAAGUAUCUAGAUAACUUGAGGCGAACGAGUAGAGCGAAGGCGUGCCGGUUCUUUGGUAUUGACUCGGAGCUGGGUGGACAGACUGGGACGGCAAUUGCAUGGUUGAAUGCUGGACUUCAGGAACUAGGGGUUGAGAGGAGCCCUUCAGACACUGGUGGCAAGAAGAGCGGUGGGCUGGGUAGGCUAAAAGAGAAGUGGACGGAGAAGAGAGAAGACAAGAAAGUGGAAAGAGGGCUAGAUUGGGGAGCAGAUGCGGGACGGCUUGAGGAGACAAGAGUAUAUGAAAUGCUGUGGGAGAAGUGGUCGAAGCAAAAUGAUACGAUAAUGACCCAAGUCGUCCCUCCAUCGGGGCCAUUACUCCAACAGAUGCCCAUGGGUAGAGAGAUUCACACUCUCAAGCCCUUUCAGCCGCCACAACUAGAUCCCCCAACUCUAGAGGCCAUGCGCGCACCACCAGACAGGUCGGAUGAUGCUGCUCUCUAUCCGAGCUCGGAUGAGGACGAUACGAUGAUAGGUACCCCAAUAGGGGCAUUUCCAGGGACGCAGGGGGACUAUAGGACUGGUACUCCCAACUACUAUUGA
Messenger RNA from Sordaria macrospora k-hell, 1473 nucleotides. RefSeq lists its product as uncharacterized. The record is from RefSeq and is a predicted model, not a curated record. Gene Ontology annotation, cellular component: plasma membrane. Gene Ontology annotation, biological process: cellular response to pH. Lineage: Eukaryota; Fungi; Ascomycota; Sordariomycetes; Sordariales; Sordariaceae.